AUGCCAGCCCCUAUUGUGUAUGAGGGCCAGGUGCACGGCCAUGGAGGAAGGUUAUUCAAGGACAUCAAGUUUUGGGUCGCGCAUCGUGUGCCUAUGCGUGCGACAUGGAUACAGGACAUCGAGAACAAUGGCGGGAGUAUCGAGAAGCUGGAGAAGAACGCAGACUAUCUGAUCGCGGAUCAUGUGAGGAAAGACGCGCCAGCAGGCUCGUGUUCUUGGAAAUGGAUAGAGGACUCCGUCAAGAGCGGUCAGCUCCUCGAUCCAAACGACUACUCGAUCAACCUGCCGGGUACCGCAUCACGGCCUGUUGGCUCAGUCCAGCAGAGGACUACCCGAACCGCCUUCACACGAGAGGACGACGUCCUUCUUGCUAGAUAUGUGACAAAGCACGAGCGAAAUGGCUUGGCGGUUCAGGGGCUGGCCAUUUAUAAAAUCUUGGAGAAGAAGUAUCCUCAUCAUACCUAUCAAUCGUGGAGGGAUCGGUGGGUUAAGAAGUUGCAACAUCAGCCAAGGCCUGAAGUCUCCGACAGCGAACUGUCUCCACCUCCUCCGGACGACCAUCCUGCUCAUGCUUCUGCCCCAUCCCCCGCAGCAAGACGGACGGGCUCUCAAACACCCCAAGUUACCACAGCGCCUACCGCGGAUCCAGCGUCAGGUCGUAGGCCGACCAGAGCGAGAUUUAGUACAGACGAGGACGAGCUAGUCAUUCAGUAUGUCAAGGAAUGUGAGAAGUUCAACAAGUCACUAUCCGGAAGCAUCAUCUGGAAAGAGCUCGCCGAAGAUUUUCCUCAACAUUCUUGGCAAUCCUGGAGGGAGAGGUGGCUCAAACAACUGAAACCCCGUUUGCAAAGUCGCGAAGAUGAUGAGUUGAGCCGGCCGGCCACCCCUUCUUCCGUGGGUAGCCGUGUCGAGCAAGUACGUAACAGGAAGAGCCCUCGAAAGCCUGCCCUGGAAGCGGUGCAAGAGGGUGAGUCCGCACCUCAUACGAAAACGAACACCACGACUCGAUCGCCCGUAAUCGAGAAACGCAGGCGUGGGCAGCAAGAAGAACUUAUAAAGGCAGAGGGUAUGGGGAAGGAACAUUAUCCAGAACCAGCCAUCUCAGGUCGCAGGAAUACAAGCGAAGUCGCUCCCACAGACGAGCACGAGUCCAAUGUUGCCGAAUCAUCACGGCAGAGUGGGGACUCCAGAGCGCACCAAUCUAACGAAGAUCCUCCUAGCCCUUCUGUAUCCUCAUCCCAAGCACUCCUUUCCGAAGGCAAGGAACAGUUUUACAGGGACUUAGGGGUCUUUGCAGCCAAUGACAGUCAGAGAGACUCCCCGUUGAACCUGUGGCCAACAAUACAGGGACGCACUUUUGAACUAUGGGAUCUGUGGAAUGCUGCCAUCUCCAAGAAAGUUGACCCUGUGGAGCGCGACUGGCAGCAGAUCGCCGAGGAUCUGGGCUAUGACUGGAUACAACUGCCCGACGCGCCAGACGAGAUCAGACGCUGCUACGAGGCUAAUCUUUCAGCAUUUGAGGAAGUACUUGAGGGGUUUGAGGAAGAAGAUGAAGAAGACGAAGAGGACGAGGCAAACACCCUACCUGCCAUACAGCCAGAAGUAUUCCCUGAAAGCUCCAAUGCUCCAUUCAACUCAUCCCCUCCAAAGCAACCUUCUCUCAAGCGAAGGUUUGAAUUGGAACUGCCCUCUGACCACCUCUAUCCCGAAUCUGCGAGAAAACGCUCAAGGCUGAGCCGCGAUGGUGAGGUUCCAUCAACGCCCGAUACGAAAAAUGGCACAUCCCAUCUGCGGCACUCCAUCAGCGCUGGCGUAUCACCCAGCGAUCAGAAGCUCUCCGGCCUACCCAAGUCUUCAAGAGCAGCUCACCACCACAAUGCGAGGGCACUACUCAAUACAGAAGACGAACACACGAAUGACCAAAUACAUGAACCACCUGUUGACGAUGAGGACGCCCUUGAAACGCAGCCAGAAAUGACGCCCUCGCAGCAGCUUCACAGCGAGUUUAACGCAGAGAAUCGGCGUCGACAACUCAAUGAGCAGACUUCACCCACACCUAAGAGGAACGUCAAGUCGCCAUUCGUGGUGGAUGAUGAAGAUAACGAUUCGGAUGACGAUGACAUGGUGGAACAAAUCACGCCCAAACCUCUAUUCGGCAAAGGACCUAAUCCGCUCUUGUCUCAACCAGAACUGUUGAAAGUCAAGCGCCGCUCUUUGCCAGCGUCAUUGAUGGCGAGCUCGAAAUCGGCACCAGCACAACGCAAGUCAAUGCCAGGCCCAUCUCGAAGUCCUGCCCAAAAGUCACCAAGUCCACCAGCUCCUCCACGCCAACAGACGCAGGCCGAGAAGCUGGCCGACGUGGUGGAUUACUGGACGUCACUUGGCUACCCGCGGGCAGUAGCGCGGCGGUGCCUGGAGGCCACGACAUGGGAGCCUGGCUUGGCUGGACGCCUUAUGCAGAUGCUCAAGGAUGGAGAGUCCAUGCCUACCAAUUGGGAAGGCGUGUGGUCGCCGCGCGACGAUGAGAGUCUUUUGCGGAUCGACGCUGCAGAUGCCGCUGGCGAUGAGAAGGAGGCGCGGAAACGCCAGCGUGCGCUUGAUAGGCUUCUUGACAAGCAUGGGGAGGAGCGCAUCACGCUCAGGAGGAAAUGGCUGGCUACCAAGGCGAAGCUGUGA
Messenger RNA from Neoarthrinium moseri, 2676 nucleotides. RefSeq lists its product as uncharacterized. The transcript has 4 exons. Gene Ontology annotation, molecular function: telomeric repeat DNA binding. Bases 1 to 2676 code for a protein of 891 amino acids. Gene Ontology annotation, biological process: telomere maintenance via telomere lengthening; regulation of DNA-templated transcription. NCBI's taxonomy places the organism in Eukaryota, Fungi, Ascomycota, Sordariomycetes, Amphisphaeriales, Apiosporaceae. The record is from RefSeq and is a predicted model, not a curated record. Gene Ontology annotation, cellular component: shelterin complex.